CACCGCAAUGGCGAGGAUACGUCAUCUUUUAUCGGGCUUGAUAGCCGCUCUUACUUUUGCCAAUGUCGUCACAGCAUCUCCACAGGUCAAUUAUCCUUUGAAUCUCCAGCUGCCACCAGUCGCCCAAGCGGGCAAGCAAUAUAACUUUCAAUUUGCGUCGACUACGUUCCAGCCGAAUCCAGAUCAACUUCAGUAUUCUCUGGUGGGGAAUCCUACAUGGCUUCAUAUCAACAGCAGUAGUCGAACCCUAUAUGGCACUCCAGAAGACAACGAUGCAGGGAUCGUGUCGUUCAGCAUCACUGCGGCCGGCGAGGCGGGUGCAGUGGCCACCAUGGAAUCAAAAUUGAUGGUCGCAAGGGAUGGCCCUACGGUGGUCGGGGAUAUAUCGCAACAGCUAGCGAAAGCUGGUCAGCUCACAGGGCCCGCCAACCUGACUCUCCUGCCUUCAAAGCCGUUUGAAAUCAGAUUCGAUAAGGACAUUUUCGAUUUCAAGGGCAAGAAUGUAGCAUACUAUGCAACUUCAGCAGACCACACCCCGCUACCAUCGUGGAUUAGUUUCAACGCUCAAUCAUUGAGCUUUUCGGGAACCACCCCUUACUCUCCAGCGCCCCAAGUGUUUAAUAUCAUCAUCAUAGCUUCCGAUAACCCAGACUAUGCAGAAACAUCGGCUGCUUUCACCCUCGUGAUCAGCAAUCAUCAGUUGCUGUUCCAACCCCUCUCGCAAACGAUAAACAUGUCGAAAGGCGACAGGGUUCAGAUUGCCGAUCUAAAGCAUAAGCUUUUUCUUGACAAUGCUUCAGUCACGGACACCGACAUUCAAAAUGCGACAGCCAAACUGCCAUCCUGGUUGACCUUCGACGAACGCUCUUUCGAAGUGGCUGGCUUACCUCCAGCUGGCCUCAUGGCGCAAGACUUUAGCAUCACGGUCACUGAUAGAUAUGGAGACGUCGCAAAACACACCGUGCACAUAGCUUUCACUUCGAAAUUAUUCGCGGCUGGUGUCGAGCCUCUCAAUAUAACAGCAGGAGAGCCCUUUCAAUACACCAUACCAAAGUCGAUACUAUCCCAAGAAGGCGAGUCCGUCGGCAUGGAAAUGAAGGAGCUCGGAGAAUGGCUCAAGUUUGACCCAGACACUCUAUCAAUCCAGGGAACUUUACCAAGUAACAUUAAUCUGCAGGAUGCAGAGCUGACAAUGACUGCUUCAACAAGCGACGGGGCUGUCAAAGACUCCCAAACCAUACCUGUCCGGGUUUCCACUGGAAAUCCCGGGGUUGACACUGGUUCCCAGAUCGCAGACGACCCAGUCGCUCAGCAUAGCUCGUCGCCCCGAAAGCGGGCAGGUAUCAUUGUCGGCUCCGUCAUAUCAGGAUUGGUGGUCACAACAAUACUACUAUGCUUGAUCUCAUUCAUAUGCCGGCGAAGAAAAAAGCAAAGGCAAGGGUAUAUCAGCCCCAAAUCGCCACGGAGUCCUCGAAAAUCAGACAUCUCACGACCAAUUCCUCCCGUCGUGGCAGACUUUGGCGAGCUCACUGCAGCUCAAGAUGCGGACCUCGAAAAGGGAAAAGAUGUAGUCAGAGUGCCUGCCCCUGUGUUAGAGCCCCGGCCUCCCCCGAAAAUAGAUUUGCCGUUGCGAAACAGCAGAGACCAUUCUCCUGCCAGUUUCCUCGAUGAUUUAGACGACCAAAUCCUGGACGAUUUUAAUAGCUCACCUCAUGGAUUCUCGCAGCAUGAAGCUGGACCAUCGGCAUGCCCCGGUGAUUCUAUGAGGGUACCGAACGAGAUGCUUCGAAGAGAUUCAGAACUCUUCAUGCACCCCGGAAAGAAGCGGAAAAGCCAAGUAUAUAAGGACGCGAAUAGCCCGAGUCACUCGAUAACUCGUCAUCAGAGAAGCGUUCGACGUGGACCUGUACGCCUUACAUACUCCUCGUCUCAGAGCACAAACUUCACCGCCCUGCGUCGCCGAUCUCUGAAAUCUAGCUCUUCAGCUACGAAUACCUUGAGCAUGGCUUCAAGUACGCCUAUCGCUGUUCCUCAGCCUACCAAAAACAGGCAUACCACCCAGGUGACGACACCUUUGGAAACACAACCCAGUAUACGCGUCGUCCCGGAAAUGGACCCCCCGAUGAGCGAGAAGAGAAACAGUUGGGCAGAUCGGCGACAUAGCUAUUUCAGUAAACGCGCUUCUUCGCAGAAAUCACCCUUCUUUGGCGGAGCAGCAGCUCGAUCAUCGUCUGGUAGCUAUAGCUACAACAAGCCGCCAGCAUUCCAUGCAGAUACCUCUCUUCAGCAAUCAUCAGCCAAGGUUGUCGGACCGCACGAUGGUACUGUACCGAACGGUGGGACAUUUCUCGACGCUUCAGACACCCCAAAGAUUCGUAGACCCGCCGAGACGCCGUCUCCCCACAGCGAACGCGGUGAGUUUGCUCGGUCUCUUCGCCACAAACGUAGCUCUCUCAUUCGCCGUCAUAUGGAAGGAGCGGCGUCAAGAAAGAUGACCUUGGAAGACGUGAAAAAGAAUAUUAUCCCAAAUCCUCAAGCAAGGGACCUAAAGACGGGCCUGAACAAGGCCAUGCAGGAGGAAAUUUACGAGGACUCUGAGCGAAGCGAAAGCCAAUACUCGGAUGAAGAAAGUGACAUCGAAGAGUAUGAUAAUCGCAAAACUAUCACACAAGCCGACUUUGUGCAGCCAUUGGACGUGAAUAAGAUCAAAAGCAAGAAGGAGAAGGAGAGGCGGAACAGUCAAAGGAGGGAACUGAAGUUGAAGCGUGCCAGCGAAAGAGAAGCUACGCCCUACUACUCAUUGUCUAACGAGCAUGGCGGCAAGGAGAACCUCACUCCCUCACCCAGUAGCAGCAUAUAUCAACAGAGAGACAUUAUAUCGAGCCCCACCCGAAGCUCUCUGCCAAAAUCACAGUUCUCUACAUCACGGUCGCCUACACGGCCCAAAACCUCAAUAGGCUGGCGAUCAGUCCAAAGAUCACCGCCGCGAGUCACCCGCACAUUCAGCAACUCAAGCACAAAACGUCGAUCCCAAGGACGUCGCCCACUAUCUCAAAGUCAUUUGACAGCAACAGAUGCCCAUGAACGUCACUCCCGCAGAUCCAUUCACGCACGCCCACACUCGCGACAUUCGCCUAGCCCAGCGACCAAAAAAUCCCGCGAACUCUCCCGCUCACAAUCUUCAUCUUUCCCACACAUUGCCUCUAGAAGACGCUCCGCCAGGAAAGAAGACAUCACCACCGUCGAGAACACCGGGCCUCCUCUCCCCAACCACCAUCACCGCUCCCGUAGAUCAGAAAGCAGCACCCUCCUCGUCAACUACCCACACGACCGCGACAUCUCUGGGAAUCUCAUCAUGCACCACAACCCCUCCCCCUCACCAUCCUCUCACAUCGCACUCCCAUCUCCGCCUACCCUCCCACCAAAAAGCACCCGCAGAGCCACUGCCGCGCCUGCCCUUCCAACAAAACCAUCAAAACGCUCUACGCGCGUCAAACAUCAUCAACAUGACGAGACGUCGAGCCCCUUCUUCCAGGCAAAACGAAGCACGGUAGGACUUUCAUCUCCUUCUUAUUUCUCGCCUCUAGUGGGGAAACGCCAUGUCGCUGCUGCUUCUGCUGCUGCUAGCCCGGCAUCACAGUUCCCUCCACAUGAGCCAUUACCUCCUACACCGACGUUAAGCUGGAUGCCUGUCUCGGAGAGUUCAGCGGGGAGGUCGACGAGGCGGGAGAGGGAGAGAAACGGCAAUAGUAAGGGGGAGAAGGAGAACGGGAUGGUUGGGCUGGGCGUUUCUUUUGAGAAGGGGAAGAGGAGUCCGCUUGGGGCUUUUCGAUGGGAGGGUCGUGCGGAUCGGAGGAGUGGGGGAUGGGGUGUUGAGAGCGGGGAGAGGCUUAGUGGGAGGGGGAUUUGGGAGACGGAUGAUGAGAAGGCUAUGCUUUGAUUUUUUUUGAAGGGUGUUUGAUGAGGUAGAGUGUGCGAGGUGCUGGAAAUAUCUUCUUAUAUCAUUGUCUUUUGAAGGAAGAUUGGAAUGUGUUUUUUUUUGUAGGCUGUUAAGUUUUUUAAUUCAGGAGGUGUGCUUUAUGCUCCAGUCUUUUUGCUUUUUUGUUUUUGAGUAGUUAGCCAAAAUCACUCAUUCUCUCUCCCCUAAUCAAAUCACUGCAUCUUUCCUUUCCCGUCCAUCUCCUUUCUUUUGUUCCGUUUCACAUUAUAUCCUACGCACGCUCUUUCUAAUGACAUCGUCAACCGCUCUCAAUCCAUCCGUUACAAAGGUAUGUCGUGUAUGUAUCUUCAUAAUGAAAGAGACUCGUCAAUUCCCACUUGAACAUACUUCAUCGUUUCACUACGCCUUGCCCCCUUUCCUACCCACCCAUCCACUCUUUGCGUACGCUAUCAACAAGACGUUAUAAAUAAACCGAUCGGCACUCAUAAAGGCGCCUUACCUAACCGCAUGACUACUCUUCCUCCUGUCCAUGAAAAGUACGUAAACGGUAAACCCUGCAUUUCCAGAAAACCCAAGCAAAGAAUAAAAAAUACACUCCAACCAAUUCCCUGAAGUGAACAAGAUCUCCGCAGAUCUCGCACCACCAUCCAAUCUCACGAAGGAGCUAGUCUUGAAUCCCCCAACCCCAAGCGCGCGCUGAACACGGCCCUCAACUAGCAAGCGAGCGAGCCCGUGAAGCGCUGGCUCCACGGAUCCUUCCAGAGCAGGCAUAUAAGUUCGAUAGUUUAAUUCGGUAGGAAGGAUGUUCGUGUUCGACCGCUC
Messenger RNA from Periconia digitata, 4762 nucleotides. The record is from the annotation of a GenBank genome assembly. NCBI's taxonomy places the organism in Eukaryota, Fungi, Ascomycota, Dothideomycetes, Pleosporales, Periconiaceae.